AUGGCCCCAACUACACGUCGCACAAGCCGCAUUACCCCUCCGCCAGGCCCUUCUAGUGGCCACGAAGCUAAUACGAUCAAAAAGACUAGGUUCUUCACAGCGUACGACAAAGAAAUCUCAUUCAAAUCGCUACGCCAGAUCGCAAAGGAUGAAAGCACUACUGAGUCUACCGCGCGACGCUGGCUUAAGCAAUGUGAAAAUAUGGGUAUCUUAGCUUAUCGAUAUACACGCGGGAGAUCAGGCAAGCUUGGAAAGCCCUCAAAAGUCACAAAAGCUAUGUGUAAGAAGCUAGUCGAUCCGGCUAGAAAUCCUGUCCGAAAUCAGCCAUACGAAGCGCAGAUUGCCUAUCACAAAAUUCCUUCACAUAUUGACCCUUCGGCACAACAAGCUCCUGGGAUACUUAGAGAGCUUGGGACACGGUACGAUGAUGAGAAUAUUGUGGAGAGAGGAGAGAGGAAGGGAGUCAAGUUUUAUGUGGCUGUGUGGGUCACCUGGUUUGAUAAGGCUAAGAAGCUAGAGUUCUAUAAUGACGAAGAAGAGUACGAAGAACAACCCCCAAUGCCUACUAAGCCUCGCCGGCGGCCAACGACUGAAACGCCAGAGGAAUACCAAGCCAGACUUACGGAUUGGGAAGCCCAGAAGCCUCACAAAGUCGACGUUAAGCCGCAGGGUAAUUCCAUGACUCAGAAGUACUAUACAGAGCGUCUCUUGCCAGUUUAUAUCGAUGCUAUUCAAAAAGCACGUAUAAGAGACCCAGGACCGUGGCUUUUUCAAGAGGAUGGGGACCCCUCUUACGGCAUGAGGAAAAGGGGCCUCGCGCAGCAGCUUAAGGAGAAUAAUUGGAUUGUUAACUUAAAGCACCCUGCCUAGAGCCCUGAUCUAAACCCAAUCGAGGCUAUCUGGAACAUAAUUAAGCAGAGGUUACGGCAUAGGAUCUUCCAAUCUAAGGAGGAAAUCAAGGAGGCUUUACAAGAGGAAUGGAGCAAAGUAACAAUGACAGAAGUACGGAAACGAAUUUCCCAGAUGCCUAGGCGAUGCGCGCGCCUUGUUAAUAAUGGUGGAAAGCCUAUUAAGACUGCAUUAUGGUAAUUCAGGUGUAUAUAGUCUCAAUUAACUGAUUUCUGGCCCCC
Molecule: messenger RNA, 1130 nt
Organism: Mollisia scopiformis
Lineage: Eukaryota; Fungi; Ascomycota; Leotiomycetes; Helotiales; Mollisiaceae
Exons: 2
Coding region: 1-870 (289 amino acids)
Molecular function (GO): nucleic acid binding
Source: RefSeq, a predicted model, not a curated record